Molecule: messenger RNA, 426 nt
Organism: Coregonus clupeaformis (lake whitefish)
Lineage: Eukaryota; Metazoa; Chordata; Actinopteri; Salmoniformes; Salmonidae
Product: netrin receptor UNC5B-a-like
Exons: 4
Source: RefSeq, a predicted model, not a curated record
AUGGCAGAACCUCUCCCAGAGUUCCAGCUGGAACCGGAGGAUGGGUUCAUCGUGAAGAACCGUCCGGUGCAGCUCCGCUGUAGGGCCGCCCCCGCUACGCAGAUAUACUUCAAAUGUAACGGAGAGUGGGUCAACCAGAACGAUCAUGUGACCAGAGAGAGCCUCGAUCAGAUCACAGGCCUGGUGAUGAGGGAGGUGGAUAUCUCCGUGUCCAGGACCCAGGUGGAGGAGCUGUUUGGUCUGGAGGACUACUGGUGUCAGUGUGUGGCCUGGAGCUCUGCAGGAACCACCAAGAGUAGCCACGCAUACGUCCACAUCUCAUACCUGCGAAAGAACUUUGAUCAGGAGCCGCUGGGUCGAGAGGUGAGAUUGGAGCAGGAGGUGUUGCUGCAGUGUGGACCCCCUGAGGGCAUGCCCCCAGCUGAG